GAGUAAAAGAAAAGUAAACAAUAAGAACCUUAAAAAACGGUGAAAAGGAAAUACUAUAAAAGGCGAUGCAUGUAUUCAUCCAAAUUGAACAAUGCCGAAACAAAUUCAUGAUCGUGGAUCAAACUCACUGUGGAUGGAUGUGAUUGGCUUAAAUUUUUGACUUCCCCCACUGCACAAAAAAAAAAAAGAAAAUUCAGCGAGACGCAACAAAAACCUGUACGCUCGAGUUUCCACUCACAUAAUAGAUUCACACCAUGGGCGUUCGAGUACUGCAUUUACUUCGGCCGUUCAUGUCGGUUUUGCCCGAGAUUGCCACCCCCGAUCGAAAGGUGCCAUUCAAUGAAAAGGUGCUGUGGACUGGCGGCACCUUGCUUAUGUUCUUGGUCAUGUCGCAAGUGCGUCUUUACGGCAUUGUUUCUUCUGAUUCCUCGGAUCCUUUGUACUGGAUGCGCGUCAUUCUCGCUUCCAACCGUGGCACACUGAUGGAGCUCGGUAUUAUGCCUGUUCUGACGUCGGGUAUGAUUAUGCAACUUCUCGCAGGUGCCAACUUUAUCAAGGUCGACUACAAUUUAAAGGAAGACCGUGCUUUGUUCGCUGGAGCUCAAAAACUUUUUGCCGUACUUAUCGCGAUUGGUCACGCCACUGUGUCUGUGUUGACGGGAUUGUAUGGCAAUCCCAAAGAUAUUGGUGCUGGUGGUUGUUUGCUAUUGAUCGUGCAAUUGGUGGCAGCUUGUUUGAUCACGAUGCUGAUGGAUGAAAUGUUGCAAAAGGGUUACGGCUUGGGUUCGGGUAUCAAUCUGUUUAUUGCCGCCAACAUUUGUCAAACCAUCAUGUGGCAAGCCUUGUCGCCCAGCACUGUGAAUGUCGGUCGUGGCGAUGAGUACGAGGGUGCAUUGAUUUCAUUGGUUCAUUUGAUGACAUCCCGUCACAACAAAGCUCGCGCCUUGAAGCAAGCCUUUUAUCGUGGUCACCUUCCCAAUGUGAUGGGUCUGUUGUCAGCCGUAUUUAUCUUUGGUCUGGUCGUUUACGUGCAAGGUUUCCGUGUGGAACUUCCCGUCACAUCCAACCGCAUGCGUAGCCAACGCGGCACCUAUCCGAUCAAACUGUUCUACACUUCCAGCAUGCCUAUCAUGCUCUACUCGGCCAUGAUUGCCAAUGUCUUCAUGAUCUCUCAGAUGCUCUACCAGCGUUUCGGUACCAAUCUUCUCGUGCGCUUGCUCGGUGUGUGGCAUCCCAUUGAUGAAUCCAAUCAGUUGCUCGCUACCAACGGUGUCGCCUAUUAUCUUUCGGCUCCUCGCAAUUUGACCCACGCCAUUCUCGAUCCUAUUCACACCGUGAUUUACAUCGCCAUUAUGGUGACCGGUUGCGCUUUGUUAUCCAAAUCAUGGGCCGAAAUCUCGGGCUCAUCGCCUCGUGCUGUGGCUCAUCAGUUGAAGGAACAACAGUUGGUGAUUGCUGGUUACCGUGACGCUUCCAUGUACAAGGAAUUGAAACGUGUUGUUCCUAUUGCUGCUUCUUUCGGUGGCGCUUGUCUUGGAGCCAUUUCUGUCCUGGCCGAUCUCAUGGGUGCUAUCGGUUCCGGUACCGGCAUUUUGCUCUGUGUCACCAUUAUCUUCCAGUACUUUGAAAUGUUUGUCAAGGAGCAGAUGGAAAGCGGCGCUGGUCCCGAAACCAUGCUCAUGGGUUAAUUAGGCAAAAAAAAAAAAUGCAAUUAGGGUUUGAUUGUCAUUUGCAACCAUUUAUUUAUCAAUUCUAUGUGUCGCAUAGGAUUGAACGAAUGUAUAAAAAAAAUUAAGAAAUACUUCAAUAC
This is a messenger RNA of Radiomyces spectabilis, 1810 nucleotides long. Its product is annotated as SecY subunit domain-containing protein. Gene Ontology annotation, molecular function: transmembrane protein transporter activity; ribosome binding; signal sequence receptor activity. The coding region runs from base 255 to 1688 and encodes 477 amino acids. The transcript has 5 exons. The record is from RefSeq and is a predicted model, not a curated record. Lineage: Eukaryota; Fungi; Mucoromycota; Mucoromycetes; Mucorales; Radiomycetaceae. Gene Ontology annotation, biological process: post-translational protein targeting to membrane, translocation; SRP-dependent cotranslational protein targeting to membrane, translocation. Gene Ontology annotation, cellular component: Sec61 translocon complex; membrane.